AAACAGGCCGACAGUUUAUUUGUCACGCAUUGUGUGGCAUUUACGUUUUAUAUUGGUCAAGGACGAGCAUUGAGCUCGAGCGCUUUUCUUGUCAGUUUAUAGGACUUUUGCAGACAUGUCGUCUGUUUUUCGAGUCGCAGUACUGAGACAGCAUUUAACAGGAUGUAUGUUAACAAGAUGCUAUGCAUCCGGGUCUGUUCCAACAACUAAGAAUUUUAUUAAUGGAGAAUUUGUGGAAUCAAAGACCGAUAAAUGGAUUGAUCUUCAUAAUCCAGCUACCAAUGAGGUAAUAACUCGUGUGCCCGAGAGUACAAGAGAUGAGAUGGAGGCUGCGGUAGCUGCUGCUAAGGAGGCGUUCAAGAGCUGGUCUCGGACAACCGUCCUCACGCGCCAGCAGAUCAUGUUCAAAUACCAGCAGCUCGUCAAGGAUAAUUUGAAAGAGAUUGCCAAGAACAUCACAAAAGAACAGGGUAAAACUCUGGUGGAUGCCGAAGGUGACGUGAUGAGAGGAUUGCAGGUUGUGGAGCACUGCUGCAGUAUCACUAACCUGCAGCUGGGGGAGUCGUUAUCUGGUAUUGCCAAAGACAUGGACACCGUAACAUUCCGCCUGCCAUUAGGAGUUACGGCUGGAGUCACACCGUUCAACUUUCCAGCCAUGAUUCCACUGUGGAUGUUUCCGAUGGCCACAGUUGUUGGUAACACGUCUGUGAUAAAACCAUCGGAGCGCGACCCAGGAGCAUUGAUGAUGUUGAUGCAACUUGCCAAGGAGGCCGGCUUCCCAAAUGGAGUCAUUAACGUUAUUCAUGGAAAACAUGAUGCUGUGAACUUCAUUUGUGAUCAUCCUGAUAUCAAGGCCAUAUCAUUUGUUGGAUCAGAUCAAGCUGGCCAGUAUAUCUAUGAAAGAGGUUCCAAGUCUGGGAAGAGGGUUCAGUCAAAUAUGGGUGCUAAGAACCACGGUGUAAUAAUGCCUGAUGCCAACAAGGAGAGUACUUUAACACAGCUCGUUGGUGCAGCGUUCGGAGCAGCAGGUCAGAGAUGUAUGGCCUUGUCCACAGCCGUCUUUGUUGGCGACUCCAAGAAAUGGAUUCCCGAGUUCAUUGAGAGGUCAAAGAAACUUAAAGUCAAUGCAGGUCAUGAACCUGAUGCUGACCUUGGCCCACUGAUCUCGCCCCAGGCUAAAGAGCGAGUCUGUGACCUCAUCCAGUCUGGGGUCAACGAGGGAGCAGAUCUUCUCUUGGAUGGCAGAGGCAUUACAGUGAAGGGAUACGAAAACGGAAAUUUUGUUGGCCCAACUAUUCUGCACAAUGUCAAGCCUCAUAUGAAAUGUUACACGGAAGAAAUUUUUGGGCCUGUUCUGAUCAGUAUGGAGGUGGACACCCUAGAUGAAGCCAUCGCAUUGGUUAAUGCCAACCCGUACGGGAACGGAACUGCUAUCUUCACAACGAACGGAGCAACUGCAAGGAAAUAUGCAAUGGAGAGUGACGUUGGACAGGUGGGCGUCAAUGUUCCGAUUCCAGUGCCUCUUCCCAUGUUUUCCUUCACGGGGUCUCGAGCUUCAUUCAGAGGAGACACAAACUUUUAUGGCAAACAGGGCAUCAACUUCUACACUCAGGUGAAGACGAUCACUCAGAUGUGGAAGAGUGAGGACAGUUCGCUCAGUAACCGCUCCGUGACCGCGAUGCCCAUCAUGAAGUAAUCAGCCACAGGCAAUCAGCUAGACUGGUGCCUGGCUGGUAACCAGGGUAGACAAAUGGUGCAUUGGGACUGUCAUACUCUGCAUGACAGUUUUUUCUUUUUUCUUUUUGAUAUUUGGUACUCUUAGCAGUGAACAAAUCAUGGUUGUAACUUAAUGUGUGGCACUAUGAAGGGAUCUGUUGAUUUGAAGGCAGCUUUCAAUUUGAAAUGAAAACAAGUUUAUAAAUUAGGUUUGUUGUGUAAUUAGUAUCCAUUUGUUACGUAAUAAAUGUAAAUGUAAUAUGCGUGGUCAGAGUUAAUGAUGGGGAAACUAACCUUGGUUUCAUUGGGUGUUUAAACAAGAAGAAAAACACCUACGUGAUACAUUUAAGAUUAUAUAAAGUGAAUACCUGGCCACAUGCUUAUAAACCUUAAAGUCCAGACUUUAACGUCAUGGCAAUGCCAUUCAAAUAGCAUUAAAGUUUGAACUUUAAUUAUUAAAGUCUAGACUAAGUUUUAUAAGCACGGGCCCAGAACUAUGUUACUAAGAAGAGUAUGACAGCAACAGAUAUCUUCAUUCAUUCUCUUGACAGAUUCAUUUUCAUUGUUUAAGUGUGAAUAGGUGGCAUUGUUAGCAGCAUAUAAUUAACUAGUAACAUGACCACUUACAGCCACAUGACAUAAAACACCAAUUAUAGUGCUAGCAGAUUUACAUUAAAAAAGAUUUUUAAAUGUAUAUAAAGUGGAUAUUUUUUUAAUUCAAUACCCCCCUUUUUUUCUCAGAAUUAACUACAUUAAUUAAAACUGCCACAAUGAAAAUAAAACUCAUGAUUACUUGCAAAUGUAGAGAACAUUCCAUUUGUUCCUGUUCUGUUAUGGAAUGGUGAACUCCUAUAUACAUCAUGUGAUGGUAGUUAUACUUUUGUUCCUGUUCUGUUAUGGAAUGGUGAACUCCUAUAUACAUCAUGUGACGGUAGUUAUGCUUUUGUUCCUGUUCUGUUAUGGAAUGGUGAACUCCUAUAUACAUCAUGUGACGGUAGUUAUACUUUUGUUCCUGUUCUGUUAUGGAAUGGUGAACUCCUAUAUACAUCAUGUGACGGUAGUUAUACUUUUGUUCCUGUUCUGUUAUGGAAUGGUGAACUCCUAUAUACAUCAUGUGACGGUAGUUAUGCUUUUGUUCCUGUUCUGUUGUUCCUGUUCUGUUAUGGGAUGGUGAACUCCUAUAUACAUCAUGUGACGGUAGUUAUACUUUUGUUCCUGUUCUGUUAUGGAAUGGUGAACUCCUAUAUACAUCAUGUGACGGUAGUUAUACUUUUGUUCCUGUUCUGUUGUGGAAUGGUGAACUCCUAUAUACAUCAUGUGACGGUAGUUAUACUUUUUUUUUAUAAGGGUUUUUCUACCCAUUUUUCCUGUGUUUAUUGAAGCAACUUUUUAAUACCCAAUUCCUCAUCCUAAUUUGUGCUAUUUCUGGUUAUUUGUUUCAGAUCGAUUAACUUAUGAAAUACUCUGUAUAAUGCUUAAAAAUUAAUUUUGAGAAUAUAUAUAUUUUUUUGACAACUACACUGCUUGAAAAUAUUUUGUUUUCUUCCUAAAGAAAAAUGGCUUUUUUGGACGGAGAUGUUUAAGAUGUAUUACAAACUUCUUUUCAGCAUUAUUUAACUGGCUUAGUUUUUCCUCAUUUGUCUUGUAACCUUUUUGGAUUUCUGAUGCUUGUAUUGACUACUAAUCAGAAUAUUUACAUUGAGUGUGACUUGUUAGAACUAUAUAUGAAUCUCAGAGUUCACAAUAAAACUAUUGUACAUAACAUGUAAUUCAGUAAAUUAUUUAUCUGCA
Messenger RNA from Gigantopelta aegis, 3507 nucleotides. Its product is annotated as methylmalonate-semialdehyde dehydrogenase [acylating], mitochondrial-like. The record is from RefSeq and is a predicted model, not a curated record. Gene Ontology annotation, biological process: L-valine catabolic process; thymine catabolic process. Gene Ontology annotation, cellular component: mitochondrion. Lineage: Eukaryota; Metazoa; Mollusca; Gastropoda; Neomphalida; Peltospiridae. The transcript is spliced from 15 exons. Bases 116 to 1696 code for a protein of 526 amino acids. Gene Ontology annotation, molecular function: methylmalonate-semialdehyde dehydrogenase (acylating, NAD+) activity; malonate-semialdehyde dehydrogenase (acetylating, [NAD(P)+]) activity.